Molecule: messenger RNA, 4331 nt
Organism: Brassica rapa (field mustard)
Lineage: Eukaryota; Viridiplantae; Streptophyta; Magnoliopsida; Brassicales; Brassicaceae
Product: wall-associated receptor kinase 1
Biological process (GO): cell surface receptor signaling pathway; protein phosphorylation
Cellular component (GO): plasma membrane
Molecular function (GO): protein serine/threonine kinase activity; polysaccharide binding; calcium ion binding
Source: RefSeq, a predicted model, not a curated record
AGGAUUGGUACCUGAAGUUGUCACUAUUAGACCUAAUAAAAGGGACACGUAGGGAUCUUUAUAUGGGGGAGAUGACUCAGAUGAAGCACAUUAUAAUGUUCUCCUUUACGUGUUACAUUUACAUUGGCAUGGUCUUGUUGAAAUUUAUGCUUGCAAUUUCUGGGAAAAUGAGUGAAGAUAUCAUUUCAUGUACAUGGGUUUCUUAUAAGAACAGGCCUCAAGUAGAUGAGAGAAAUUAAACUCAAAAGAGAAACACAGAUAGAGAGAGAGAGAAUAGAGGUAGAAGAUGAAGGUGCAUGGUGUGUUCUUGGUGGCUGUUUUCUUCUACCUUACGUAUACACAGCUGGUCAAGGGGCAACUUCAACCUCACGAAGGUUGCCAAACUAGAUGUGGUGAGGUUGAAAUCAAGUAUCCUUUUGGCAUUUCUUCAGGUUGUUACUAUCCUGGAGAUGAUAGUUUUAAUAUCACCUGUAAGGAAGAUAGGUCAUACGUGUUAGGCCACAUUGAAGUGACAAAGUUUACUCACAGCAGCCAUCUACAAGUUCUGCUUAACCGAUCCUCUUAUUGCGACGACGAGCAAGGAAAGAAAAACAUAUCCGUUGACAGCAAUUAUGAUCUGGGUAAUUUUUCCAUUUCCACCAAAAACAAGCUUACUUUAGUAGGAUGCAAUGCUUUGGCACUGGUGGCCACUUCUGGAGAUAAACCUUACGCAACUGUAUGCAUAUCAGCAUGCGAAUCUCUACCAGCGGCAGAUGAAAAAUGUGACGGUGAAGGUUGCUGCACAACAGAUAUCUUUGACGAAUGGGAUAACUAUUUUGUCGAAAUUGGAUCAACUCGCUUGCGGUUGCCGAACCAGGCUUCAGUGCAUCAUUUUCAUCCUUGCGUCUACGCCUUUCUUGUCGAAGGUGGUAAGUUUAACUUCUCUCCUUCCCAUGAUCUUAUGAAUCUGCGGAAUAAGACGACGUUCCCUGUGUUACUGGAUUGGUCUGUUGGAAACCAGAGCUGCCAGAAAGUUGGAAACACAAACAUAUGCGGCGAGAACAGCGUAUGUGCCAACUCUACUAAUAGAAGAACCGGGUAUAUAUGCAAAUGUAAAGAUGGUUACGAAGGGAACCCAUACCUUUCGAAUGAACACGGUUGCCAAGACUUCAACGAGUGUGCUACUGGUAGACAUAACUGUUCAGAUCACAGCACAUGUAAAGACAAGGUUGGAGGUUUCGAAUGUGAGUGCCAUUUUGGUUACCACUUCGAUACCACCACUAUGAGUUGCAAGUUAGAUACCACCACUAUGAAUGGCAAGCGCAAGGGUAUAGACUUUAGAUGGCCUAUGAUUCUUAUUGGAAACGCCAUUGGCUUGUUGUUCAUCCUGCUUGGCGUUACCUGUAUGCAACAGAAAACAAAGCACCGGAAAUACAAACUCCGACAAAAAUUCUUCGAGCAAAACGGCGGCGGCUUAUUGGUACAGAGACUCUCGGGAGCAGGGGCAUCAAAUGUUGAUUUCAAAAUCUUUACUGAAGAAGGCAUGAAGGAAGCAACUAAUAGUUAUGAAGAAAGUAGAAUCUUGGGCCAGGGAGGCCAAGGAACAGUUUACAAAGGGAUAUUGCCAGACAACUCAGUAGUUGCUAUAAAGAAAGCUAGGCUUGGUGGAGACCGUAGCCAAGUAGAGCAGUUCAUCUACGAGAUGCUGGUGCUUUUACAAAUCAACCAUAGGAACGUUGUCAAGCUCUUGGGCUGCUGUCUAGAGACUGAAGUUCCCUUGCUCGUCUAUGAGUUCGUAUCUAAUGGCACCCUUUACGACCACUUGCAUGGUUCCAUGUUUGAUUAUUCUCUUACAUGGGAACACCGUCUGAGGAUAGCAAUAGAAGUCGCUGGAACUCUUGCAUAUCUUCACUCCUCUGCUUCUAUCCCAAUCAUCCACCGUGAUAUCAAGACUGCUAAUAUUCUCCUGGAUGAAAACUUAACUGCAAAGGUAGCUGACUUUGGUGCUUCAAAGCUGGUACCGAUGGAUAAAGAUCAGCUCACGACUAUGGUACAAGGCACUCUGGGUUACCUAGACCCGGAAUACUUCACCACAGGGUUGCUGAACGAAAAGAGCGACGUUUACAGCUUUGGGGUAGUCCUCAUGGAACUGCUCUCAGGUCAAAAGGCAUUGUGCUUUGAAAGGCCAGAAUACUCAAGACACCUGGUGACUUACUUUUCUUGUGCCACAAAAGAGAAUAGGUUGCAUGAGAUUAUUGACAGCCAAGCAAUGAACGAGUAUAAUCAGAGGGGGAUCCAUGAAGCUUCACUAAUUGCUGUUGAGUGCACAAGACUGAUGGGAGAAGAAAGACCAAGGAUGAAAGAAGUAGCUGCAAAGCUUGAGGGCUUGAGAGUCACGGAAACCAAACAUCAGUGGUCGGAUCGGUAUAAUGAGCCAGAGGUGAAUGAGCACUUGAUCUGCGUUGAAACCAUAUCAGGGCAAGGGGAUACAAGUAGCACUGGUUAUGAUAGCAUCAAUAAUGUAGCAAGGUUGCACAUUGAAGGUGGCCGUUGAUAUUUUAUUAGUCUUUUUUUUUUAAUGAACAUUGUCAUUUAUUUUAUUAUUUCUCUGCUCUAUUGUCUAUUUACAUUGAUGAACAUUUAUGCUUUUGACUGAUUCUUGUAUGUCCUCAAAUCUGAGAUAUCACUAUGGUUACAAAAAGAAAUUAAAGAAACCACACAAAAAGACACAUAAUGUGAUGAUCAACACCGACCUCCUUCUUAGUUUCUUCAUCUUUAUCAUCUUGUGGAGUUCAUCAAAGAUUCUGCUUGGAUAGUAAGAGCGUACGCUUGGUCAAGAGACGGAGGAGGACUCAUGGCCAUGAUUUGCCUUCUCAAAAAGCUUAGAUCUUUGUUCAAACCCAUCAGAAACGCGUAAAGCUGCUCCUUCUCUCUCACCUCUUUGUCUCGUUCCGACAUCUCGCACGCAGUAUCAUAUUCCGACAGCUCCAUCCAAACACUAUUCAGUUUCCCGAAGUAUCUCGCAACCGAGUCGCCAUCUUGCCUCAUCAGAUCAAUUCUCUGACGAAGCUGUCGGAUCCUCAACUCGACGCUUGGAACGAACAUCAUACGGAGAUCAUCCCAAGCUUUAUGCGCCGUGUCUGCGUAACGCACGUAGUCUUGUAAGUUUUCGCUCAAGGAACUCAUCAUCCAUAACUUGACCCUCGCGUUGCACACUUUCCAUGGUUGAUAUAACGGCGAGGAAGGCUCAGGUAACACGACGGUACCGUCAACGAACCCUGUUUUGUUCUUGCUUCGAAGGAAACCGAGAAAAUGUUUCUUCCAGGUGAAGAAGUUGUCUUCGUCUUGGUUGAGUAUAACCAUAGGGAGAUUUUCGUCGGGUUGAUAAUCUGGAUCCACAUAGUAGGGAGAUUCUGGAUCGAGUUCGGCCAUUGUCACUGUUCUCUGAGCUCUGUAUAGUGUUUGUUUAUCUUUUCUAGAGAUUUGCUUUUUAUCUCGCUACUGUUGGUAAAAGAUAAUGAUUUAUAUAUUCCAAAGUAACUACUUGGGUUUAACUGGGCCUUGGACUUCUCUUUCUAAACACAAAAGAUUGUAUUUUCAUUCACAUGAAAGUAGAAACCAUCUCAAGUGACCAUAUGAUUUCUUGUGUGUAUUUCUUGGUGAUAUUAACACACUAAGUUUGAGUUUCAUUCUUGGAUUACGUUUUCAUUACCAGUGGCAUCUUAUCUCCACUUGCACGGAUACAUGUUUGAUCUUUCUAUUACAUGGGAAGACCACCUGAGGAUAGCAGUGGCAAUUGCUGGAACUCUUCUCUGCUUCUAUUCCAAUUAUCCACCGUAAUAUCAAGACUGCUAAUAUUACCCUAGAGCUAUAAACUGACUUUGGUGUUUCAAGGCUGAUACCGAAGUAUAAAGAGCAGUUCGAAAAGAGUGAUGUUUAUAGCUUUGGGGUAGUCCUCAUUAAACUGCUUUGUGGCCAAAAGUUCAUGUGCUUUGAAAGGCCACAGCAGUAAAAACAUCUGGUGAGUUAAUUUUCUUGUGCCACAAAAGAGAAUAGGUUGCAUGAGGUUGUUGACGGCCAAGUAAUGAAUGAAUAUAAUCAGAGGGAGAUCCAGGAAGCUGCAUGAAUUGAUGUCGAGUAUACAAGACUCAUGGGAAUGGAAAGGCCAAAUAUGAAAGAAGUAGCUGCAGAGAUAAAGGAUUUGAGAGGCACACAAACCAUACAUCAGUGGUAAGAACAGAAUCCAUCACUGCAAGGUGGUAUUAUUCAAGAAAAAACAUAACAAGAAACACAGAGCAUAAAACAUAACACAUGAAAACACAGAUUUAUAAAAAAAACAUAACAAAAACAAA